CGGAGUCCGAGGUUCGAGUUCGAGCUCGAGCAGCCGACCAAAGACGAGUGAGUUCCUCAUUGAAACACAGUUGGUGUGUGCUCCUACGAGUCCUACUACUCAUAACUCUAGUACUUCAGAGUUCGCGCUCUUGGCCGAACCUCGCCGUCCAUCCAUUGGAUUUUUUUCGCAGGAGAAAUAAAGCCACGAUCAUCGGGGUUUCCUCUCCCUUGUCAGUUGACAAUGAUGCUUCGUGAACACAUAUGAAGGUGACUGAAGGAAUUUUGUGUUUGAUGAGACUUGCUUUUAAUUGAGGAAACCAGACCCACCCGCCGGAAGAGGCAGUGUAAUCAUCGCUUCAGGAGGUGACAAAGACCUCAAUCUCUCUUCCACAUCAUAAAAAAAUUGAUUUCUGGUACAUUUUGGGGGAUCAUAAUCAUUUGAUCAAGAUGUCCUAAACAAGAAAGAAGUCCCACAAGGAGAUAGGCCGAGCCGAAUCAGUCAUCCAGUAUCUGCUUGUCUCAAAGACCUCGACGGAGAGAAUGGCUUGUCGAAAAUAUUAUCAUCCUGGCAAGUUUUGUUGAAUAAUCAAGGGUUGGACUUGAAAUGGGUUCCUCGAUCUUGGUCAUAGUGAAGUGGUAAAACCGAAUUGAUUAAGAUGAAGAAGAAACAGCAACCUGCUUUGCCAAUUUGCGUGCCUUGAUUUCAUUUGGCAAGUGAUGCCUUUUCAACAUUAAGCCAACCUUUGGUCGUGACUGAAGAAGGAAAAAAGAAACUCCGAAAGUGGAACCAUUCACAGUCCAGCAUUGUGAAUGAAGAUGAUAUUGCCGAUCAUAACAGUCAUCAUGACAGGCACACAAAAGGAGUUCUUCACGGCACCAUUCUGGCUCCUUCUUGCAAUGAGCAUUACAGUGGCCCAAUCCACUCGGAUCCACUACAUCCAUUGGAACAGCUCAAAUCCGAUCUUCCGCAUAGAUAACACGGAUCACAUCAUCGAUGUGAAUACCGGAAAUCUACCAUGGGAGUACGAUCAAGCCAAUAUUAUCUGUCCCGUCUAUUAUGGUCUCGAUUCGCAAAGCGGGAGUCAAAUGGACGAGCGAUACAUCAUCUACAAUGUCAGCAAAGAAGAGUAUCAGACUUGCCGUAUCACCAACCCACGCCCUCAUGUCAUUGCCAUGUGUGACAAGCCCAGUCAAGUCAAGUAUUUCACCAUCACCUUCAGAUCGUUUACGCCCAGUCCAGGUGGUAUGGAGUUCAAGCCGGGCCAGGACUACUAUUUCAUUUCGACUUCGGCCACCAACGACCUGGAUCGGAAGGUCGGAGGUCGCUGCACCACUCACAAUAUGAAGGUGGUAUUCAAGGUGGCUCAGAAUGGGUCCACGUCAGUCGAAAGUCCAUAUUUCCCGGGAAAACCGGUGUUGAACUCUCCCCGAUUGGAUGGAGAGGAAACUGGAUUCAAAGGCUCGUUAACGAGAAGUGGAGGAGAGUCGUCGCCGUCCUCAUCGUCUUUCCUUUAUCCCCGGGAGGAAGUGGCUCGACAGCAGGAAGUCCAUGAAGACAAUCUCAUUUACAAAAGACUCAAAGACACGCCGGAGGAGGCGAUGGUGAGCUAUAGUGAGAAUGAAGUGAUCAAACAAGAGGCCUCUCGAAUGCAACGAGCCGGUGACGGAGACGGCGAGCCCGGAGAUAUCAGUCAGAAUUCAUCAGAUCUCCGAUCUCCAUUAUGGCUAUCCAAGUGGUCAUGGGUCUGGGUCAGUUUGACAUGGGCGUGGGUGUUGCGAUAAUGUAUCCAAUCCAUAAGUUUGAUACGUGGACAUUGUGGCCAUUCAUGCAGACAGACCCACCCUCGUCUCCCCGUAUGGUGGCGAUCUGGUCCGAAACAAAAUUCCUUCAGAGUGAAAAAUCAAGUCGUUCAAGCCCAGAGACACGUUCCUAUUUGUAAGUGCUCACCGUUAUAGCGCCUUAGUGCCCACUAACGAGUGCUCGUGGUAGGCCCUGUGCAGGUCAACAAUCCCCUCCUAUCAAAGUGCCAUACAAUCCAACGCGAAGCCAUCGCUCGUGGGUUUUCAAACGCGAAACAUAUCUCAAAAGUUAUCUCGCUUGGUGAUGCAUUGAUCACAUACUCCAUCCGAAACUAUCUAGCCAGCCUCUUGUGCCUACUACGUAUUUUUUUUACUUCUAUGGUACUUCUACUACAACUACUACUACUACUACUACUACUACUACUAUUUCUGCUUUACCACCUCACUAUGAAAUACAAAUAUCCAGUCUCGUGAACAA
Molecule: messenger RNA, 2259 nt
Organism: Tigriopus californicus
Lineage: Eukaryota; Metazoa; Arthropoda; Copepoda; Harpacticoida; Harpacticidae
Product: ephrin-B2a-like
Exons: 2
Coding region: 792-1763 (323 amino acids)
Biological process (GO): ephrin receptor signaling pathway; axon guidance
Cellular component (GO): plasma membrane
Molecular function (GO): ephrin receptor binding
Source: RefSeq, a predicted model, not a curated record